UUGGUCAAUAUCUUCUUCGGGAGCCCAUAACAAAAUGUGCCAGCGUCCGAGUUGUCCACCUCCAAAAUCCAGCUGUCCGCCCAAGCCAUCUCCGCCGCCAUGCAGGCCCGGGCCAACUCUCUGGACCAAGCUCAACUGCCUGCCCUGCAACCGACUGUUCUUCUUUGUGGUCGGCGUCGGCAUUGGGCUGUACUACGACCAGAUGAAGCAGGGAAUGAAAGAUGCACAGGAAGAUUCGGCCAAGCAGGCUCAGAAGACGCCCAAAGAGCUAGAGAAAGAGAAAAAGGAACGCGAGAAGAAGGAGAAGGAGCGGAAGGAAAAGGAGAAGAAAGAGAAGGCUCAGCAAGAGAAGGAGCGCAAAGAGAAGGAGAAAAAGGAAAACAAAUGA
Messenger RNA from Drosophila subobscura, 388 nucleotides. Its product is annotated as TBC1 domain family member 10B. Lineage: Eukaryota; Metazoa; Arthropoda; Insecta; Diptera; Drosophilidae. The record is from RefSeq and is a predicted model, not a curated record. The transcript has 5 exons. The coding region runs from base 35 to 388 and encodes 117 amino acids.